UACCAUAGCAUAGAUUCUAAAUAUUCUGUGGCCAUUUGAAAAGUGAAAUCCCCACUGAAUCAUGGUGUCCAAAUGUCUCAGCUUCCAUCUCCAUCACCAUCCCCACCCCCACUCUUCCCUCACCUCUUCCAUAUACCAAAAUCCAAGGCUCUCUCACUUUCCCACCACUCCUUCGCAGUCAUAUACCAAAUUGACUCUCACUCCUCACCAAUCCUCCCCUUCCCUCCAUAGAAAAACAUGCUCCAUUUUCACCCCCAUGGCUUCAAGCCAGUCAACGCCUAGUUCCAAGUUUGAUGAGUUUGAACCCCAUCCCUCACUUACCAAUGAUGAUCUCAAGCCAACUACAUCCCAUCAAAGGACUUUUACCUGGUGGGAAAUGGCUAGUCUUUGGAUUGGUCUUGUUGUGGGUGUUCCGUCAUACUACCUUGCUGGUAGCCUUGUUGAUCUUGGCAUGGCUUGGUGGCAAGGAAUUGCCACAGUUGUUACUGCCAAUAUAAUCCUAUUAAUCCCAUUAGUCCUCACUGGUCACCCUGGCACCCGUUAUGGUAUUUCUUUUCCUGUCCUUGCAAGGUCCUCUUUUGGAAUCCGCGGUGCCCAUAUCCCCACUCUACUAAGAGCCUUCGUUGGUUGUGGUUGGUAUGGAAUUGAGACUUGGAUUGGUGGCGAGGCAAUUUUUCUCCUUUUACCAAAAUCCAUCAAAGAAUCAACCUUGUCUCAGCUCAUACCUUGGCUUGGUACUUCCCCACUUGAAUUUGCUUGUUUCAUAGCCUUUUGGUUUGCUCAAUUAGCCAUUGUUUGGAAAGGAAUGGAAGGAAUCAGACAGCUUGAGAAGUACUCAGCUCCCAUCCUUAUUCUACUCACUUCCUGGUUCCUCAUUUGGGCUUAUGUCAAAGCUGGUGGCUUUGGCUACAUGCUCUCCUUGUCCUCUAGGCUCUCCUCCUCACAAUUUUGGUCCCUCUUCUUUCCUUCACUCACUGCAAACAUUAGCUUUUGGGCUACUCUUGCACUUAACAUACCUGAUUUUACUCGAUAUGCCAGGAGCCAGACUGAUCAAGUUAUUGGUCAGGCAGGUCUUCCAAUCUUCAUGGGGGCAUUUACAUUUGUUGGCCUAGCCGUGACCUGCUCUACCAAAGUAAUAUUUGGACGAGUUAUCUCCAACCCAAUUCAACUUCUUGGACAAAUAGGAGGAUUCUCAACUAUAAUCCUAGCUAUUCUUGGGAUUAGCUUGGCCACCAUUACAACCAAUAUUGCUGCCAAUGUUGUGGCACCUGCCAAUGCACUAGUCAACCUCAGUCCCACAAAUUUCACCUUCAGAAGAGGAGCUAUUCUAACAGCAUUGCUUGGAAUUGCUUUUCAGCCUUGGAGACUACUUAAAUCAAGUGAGAGUUUUGUUUACACCUGGCUAGUUGGAUACUCUGCGUUAUUGGGUCCGAUUGGGGGCAUAAUUUUAACUGAUUACUAUCUUAUUCACCGAACAAAUUUGAGCAUCAAGGACUUGUACACAUUGAGUCCUUAUGGGGCUUACUAUUAUUCAGGAGGCUAUAAUUUGGCAGCAAUGGCAGCCUUGAUCGCAGGGAUUUUGCCAGUGGUUCCAGGGUUCUUGCAAAAUGUUGGAAUUCUAUCUUCAAUUCCGGACAGUCUUGUUCUCAUAUACAACAAUGCUUGGUUUUUCAGCUUCUUCUCUGCAGGUUUUCUCUACUGGCUUCUAUCCUGUUUGACAAGAAAACAAAAUAGGUCUCUCCCUAUAGAUCCCCUUUUGCCCUCUACAAAUUAAGUGUUGUAAAUAAUCAUCAUACAUUCAUAUCUAUGAAGUGUUGAAAACAAUUAUCAUAAACAACUUAAACAAUUUUUAUGACA
Quercus robur (English oak) is the source of this 1857-nucleotide messenger RNA. Its product is annotated as purine-uracil permease NCS1. The transcript has a single exon. Gene Ontology annotation, molecular function: nucleobase transmembrane transporter activity. The coding region runs from base 62 to 1774 and encodes 570 amino acids. NCBI's taxonomy places the organism in Eukaryota, Viridiplantae, Streptophyta, Magnoliopsida, Fagales, Fagaceae. Gene Ontology annotation, biological process: nucleobase transport; transmembrane transport. Gene Ontology annotation, cellular component: plasma membrane. The record is from RefSeq and is a predicted model, not a curated record.